AUGAACGAGAGGCCGGAUUUGAAAUCCGAUGGAUUUACUUACGUUGCCGGAAGGCAUGUUCCAGGAAUCGAGAGAUUGGUAGAAUUGUCUGAAGAACACCAACUGGCCUUGGAAGUAGAUUCCGUAAAACUUGUAAAACAGUUGACGGGAGUCACGUCGGCAUUCGUCUACGGAGCUACUUUUAGAGAUCACAGUCAGACCUCAUGGGCAUCGAGAGGACCAGUUGCAGUAAUUCACUCUGACAUGUCACCGGCCGGGGCUACAUACAUGAAAAAUUCGGCACAGAAUCUAUUCUUGAAGUCAACGGAUCCAAGCGAGGUUGGAUUUGGAAAGUACUUGGAGACAGGUCAAGAUGUUAUUAUGCUGAAUGUCUGGAGGCCAAUCCAUGCAGUUGAAGACAAUCAUCUAGGUAUUUGCAAAUGGGGUUCACUUUUGGAAGAAGAUGCUUUGAAAUCAAACAUCAUACCAACACAUGUUGGAAAUACACUACAGCCAUGGAAGUACAGAGAGGGACAAGAAUGGUAUUACUUGAAAAAUCAGCAACCUCAUGAAGUCUAUGUCUUCUUGCAACAUGACGACCGCGCAAAAGAAGAUGGACACGGAAUCAAUGUUCCCCAUGCUUCCUUCAAGCUUCAAGGUCACGACAAGCCAUCUACAAGAGUGAGUUUUGAGGCUAAGAUCAUCGCCCUUAUUGAUCCAUCACCGCCUGAAGGAAGAAUUUCAAGGUUAAGCAAUCACAUGACAGCAUUUGCAAACCGGUUCAGCUGGGAUGAGCUAGAAUUACUAGAAUUACACGGGCGGCCGGGCAGCCCGUAA
This is a messenger RNA of Melampsora larici-populina 98AG31, 816 nucleotides long. RefSeq lists its product as uncharacterized. Lineage: Eukaryota; Fungi; Basidiomycota; Pucciniomycetes; Pucciniales; Melampsoraceae. Gene Ontology annotation, molecular function: oxidoreductase activity. The coding region runs from base 1 to 816 and encodes 271 amino acids. The record is from RefSeq and is a predicted model, not a curated record. The transcript is spliced from 2 exons.